AACAGAGGAAAGAAAGCCAAGAGCCAUUUUCUAGUGUCUGUGGCUGGUUACUUCCUGUCAUCUUCACUUCCUAAAUCCUUCUCCACUAUAAUAAAAGCAGAAGUGCAUUUCGUCUCUGAGUUUGGCUUCAACUAUGUCUAAAAUGUUCCUGUCAGUGCCACUGGUGUUAUUAAUCCUCACAGGUGUGAGUGAAUGUCACUUUCAGCAGAAGCUGAAAUGCCCCUACACCGCAGAGCAGAAGCGUCAGCCCAGGAUCUGGUGUAAGCGGGACGAUGCUAACCAUGAGUGCUGUUCAGGCUUUGCCUUCCAAGCUGGGGACAGCCAGCUACUGGGUGGCAGCCUGACCGUGCAGGACGACGGCCAGGCCUUCGUGGUGUCCGUCAACAGCCUGUCCCAGGGAGACGGGGUGUACUGGUGCGGCCUGAAGAACAGCUCCAAUGUCAUCGUCAAACUGGCCGAGAGUCAACUCUACUCCACUCCUCCGGGUUUUGUAUGGGGCAUCCUUCGCUGGAUUGUGUUUCUGCUGUUGCUGCUGGCAGUAAUUUCAACAUGCAUUUAUUCCAACAGGAAAACCAGAAGUGAGAAGAAGAGAAACGCAGUGUAUGAAAGCGUUUUGGAAGAAAAACAGCGCUGAAGAGAGGAAGAACUGGCUUUGUGGACACAGAUGAAGCUGAGCCCUCGUCUACACAGGAUUUCCAGGGGAGGAUCAAACAGAAUUAUUUCAGUACUACAGUACUAGGCUUCAUCUGUUUCAUCUGCUGCACAGUAUCACACAAGUACAGUCCUGUGAUAAAGUCUUGGGCAAAUUAUUUCUCCUGAAUGCUGCCAGCCACCGCAUUGACUUGUUCUAAUUUAUCAGCAGCACAUUUGAUUUAAUUUAAUAAAGUACUGAUUAUCCAAACCAGGUAUUGGAUUAUAACUAUGCAAGGUAUGAAAAUGGUUAAAUGAACGCACUGAUAAAUACAGCAAAUACAUUUUCUGUGGUGCCUAAAACUUUCUCAGAGCACUGUAUAUAUAAAACUACUCUUCACAAGUUUGGAAUCACUUUGCAUAUUAAGAAUGUGUGUUGGGCAACAGUGAUAAGUUAAAUAAGGAUAAAAUACUGAAAACAUCCAUUUGUAGCAUUUGUUGUCCUACAAAUAUCUGCCUUGAAAUACAUUUUCACCUUUGAAAUAAAAGGUAUAUUUUUGGGGGCAACACGUCACAGAGACAUAUACAAAGUUUUCUUGAGAUAACACGUUAAUUAUCUUGUAAUCUCAAGACAACAAUCCAGAAAAUUAUAGCAACAGCUCAUGGCCUCUCCGGACUUUCAUAUUAUACUGCUCUUGUAAUGCUCUUAUUAAGCCUUAAAAAGCCAAUAGCUAGUAAUUAACUGCUUAUUACUUCAUUAUUAAUGAGUAACUAGCAUAAACCAGAAGGGAAAAGUUUGUGAACGAACUUUAAUUUGGUUGCUGUGAUAUUCUGUGUGGUUGCCAUGGUGUCGCUAGGCCGUAGUUUUGGUACAACAGGUUGUUGCUAAUGUGUUGCCAGACCAUUGCUAUGGCAUCCCUGGUGGUUGCUAAAGCGUCUCUAGGACAUUGCUGUGGUAUGCAUAGUGGUUGCUCAGGUGUCAGUAGGUCAUUGCUAUGGUAUCCCUGCCCUGGUGGUUGCUAAGGUGUUGCUAGGUCAUUGCUAUGGUAUUCCUGCCCUGGUGGUUGCUAAGGUGUUGCUAGGCAGUUGCUAUGGUAUCCCUGCCCUGGUAGUUGCUAAGGUCUUGCUAGGUCAUUGCUAUGGUAUUCCUGCCCUGGUGGUCGCUAAGGUGUUGCUAGGUAGUUGCUAUGGUAUCCCAGGUGGUUAUUGUUAAAGUGUUGCUAGGCUGUUGCUAUUUUAUAUAUACAUAUAAAAAUAUUACGCAUCAUAAUUUUCCAGUCCCUUAUACUGCCCUUAUUAAGCCUUAUUAAACUGAUAGCUGUUAAUGUAUCAAGCCAAUAGCUACUAAUUAACUGGCUGCCCAAUACAACAUUAUUAAGGAGUAAAUAGGGUGAAUUAAGUACUUUCCAGAGCUCCUGUAAUCCUCAUAUGAAGUCUUAUUCUUAUUAAGCUACUUUUAGACAGCUUAGACAGUCCAGCUUAGUGCCCACGUUUAAGAAACAUUUGAAAAGGUAUCUCUUUAACUAGCCUUUAAUUAAAAUUCCACGUCUCUUUUGGUAUUUACCCUUUUAAUUUGAUCUGUGUCAUCGUCUUACAUGAUUUUAUAUUAAUACUCAUAGUUUCAUCUAUCACUGUUCAGCUUUAUCACCUGUCUGCAAAUGACUUUGAGUAUGAAGAGAGCCCCAUUAAUAAAAAUAUUAGUAUUCUGACCAAGUCCAGGAGUGGAUGAGACAAAAUCAGGAGCAAGGGAAAAAUAAAGGUUUCGAAAUUGCUUUAUAGUUCAGUUCACAUUAUUAUUAAAUUAAUAGUCUAUCAACCUGUUCAGCUGUGCAUUCUGACUUUUAGAAGCUAAUGAUAGCUAAGUACUACUGGCUUGAUAAGGCUUCUCAAGGCCUAUAUAAGCUUUUCAAGGGUUCUGGAAAAUGUUUAAUUCACUGUAGUUACAGCUUAAUAAUGUAGUAAUAAGCAGAUAGUUAAGGAUCAAGUACUGGUUAUAAGUGCCUUAACAAACCAGCUUUAUAUGUUACAUUUAUAUUAUAUUAUAUAUAUUGUCUCCCUAUACUGACCCUUUUUAAAACCUUCCUACUAAUAAUUUGUAAUUAUGCAUGUUUAUGAAGCUGUAC
This is a messenger RNA of Colossoma macropomum (tambaqui), 2753 nucleotides long. RefSeq lists its product as uncharacterized. The coding region runs from base 134 to 634 and encodes 166 amino acids. The transcript is spliced from 5 exons. Lineage: Eukaryota; Metazoa; Chordata; Actinopteri; Characiformes; Serrasalmidae. The record is from RefSeq and is a predicted model, not a curated record.